AUGUUUCUACGCCGUUGCACUUUUCUGCUGUUACUCUGCCUAAUUGCGAGUGACGCGAACGCUGCGCGCAAAACAAAGCGUCCUGUCAAGCCCGCCAAGCAGACAAUACCACGCACCAAUGUGACGCCAGCGCCUGCGGCAUUAGCUGCCACAACGGGUAGCAACAGCGGCACCACCAGCGAACAAAUCGCCGAUGUGGCACCACUGACCACCAGCAGCAGCAGCAGCAGCAACAACAACAACAUUGAGUUGCCUAAACCCCUGGUGCCACAAAUUGAUGCACAGCCUGAGCCCAAGACAGACAAAUUGCCAGAGACGGACGAGGAAUGCGAUCCAGAUAUGAUUGGAUUUGAAAUAAUUACAGGUUAUGUGCUGUCGGCACCCUCAAAAUUGUUGGAUACACUUGCCGGUACUCUGAUGCUUACGGACUGUUUGGAGGCAUGUCAGAGCAAUGAAUCCUGCAGUUCUGUCAACUAUGAAACCGGCUUGUGUGUGCUGUUCAAGACGACCGCCGAUAAAUUGCCAGGCUCACUUUCGCGCUCACAGUUUCCGGUUUUCACGAUCUACGCACAGAAAUCGUGUUUGGGCGUGCGUCCUUGCUCCAAGGCCUGGUGCGUUGAUCGCGUUCAAGGUUACCGCCUCCCCGAACAUGUCAAAUCUAGUCAGACGGUCUUGUCGCGUCGCGACUGCCUGGAACUCUGCCUGGGCGAAACGGAGUUUACAUGCCGUUCGGCCAACUUCUAUCGUCACUCGGGACUCUGUGAACUGUCGGACAUGGAUCGUAUAACCCUGUCAGCUGGCAACAGCGUUGAGGCCUAUGAGGGAGCUGAUUACUUGGAGAACAACUGUGCUGAGGAGCCGAGCAAACUGUGCGAAUUCAAGCGCAUUUCGGGCAAGAUUAUGAAGACAGUGGAUUCCGUUUAUCAGGAUAUUACCACCAUUGAUGAGUGCCGUGAUCUCUGCCUGAACUCACCAUACAGAUGCCACUCGUAUGACUACAAUGACACUGGCGAUAUGGUCUGUCGUCUGUCGCAUCACAGUCGCGCCACGUUGACGGAUGUGAAUGAUCCCUAUUUGGAUGUGCCAGAGGCAGCCACCUACGAGUUGUCCGCCUGCUACAAUGUGUCGAUUGAAUGCCGUUCCGGUGAGAUGAUCACCAAGAUUCGCACCUCCAAACUGUUUGACGGCAAGGUCUAUGCCAAGGGAGCACCCAAGUCUUGUGCUGUGAAUGUGAACAACUCGUUGGAGUUUGAUUUCCGCAUGGGCUACAAUGAUCUCGAGUGUAAUGUGCGUCAAAGUGCCUAUGGUCGCUAUAUGAAUGAUAUUGUGAUACAGCAUCAUGAUAUGAUUGUCACCUCAUCCGAUCUGGGACUCGCUGUCAGCUGUCAAUAUGAUUUGACCAACAAAACAGUAUUGAAUGAUGUUGAUUUGGGUGUCACUGGCGAGAUUGAAUCAUCGCUUAGCGAAGAGAUUACCAUCGAUUCACCGAAUGUCAUAAUGAAGAUCACGUCACGCGAUGGCAGCGAUAUGAAGCGUAUUGCCGAGGUCGGUGAUCCGUUGGCAUUGCGUUUCGAAAUUGUUGAACAGAACAGUCCAUAUGAGAUCUUUGUACGCGAACUUGUUGCCAUGGACGGAUCGGACAGCGCGGAGAUUACACUGAUCGAUGCUAAUGGUUGUCCCACCGAUCAAUACAUCAUGGGCACCAUACAGAAGCUGUCGCACAAUCGUAAAGUUCUUCUCUCCCAGUUUGAUGCCUUCAAGUUCCCAUCGAGUGAGGUGGUACAAUUCCGUGCACUGGUUACACCCUGCAUUCCACGCUGUGAGCCCGUCAUUUGUGAUAGCGAAGAUGGCGCCAGCGGUGAGCAGAAAUCUCUUGUCUCCUUUGGCCGCAGGAAGCGUUCGGUUCUCAAUGGCACCGAUGGUGCCGAGUUCAUGGUCAGCACACGCCAGCAGCGUCAGCGUCGAGAUGUUAGCCCAACCCCAGCCGAUGAUAACAUACUGCUCGUGCAGUCCAUACAAAUCACAGACAAGUUUGGCUUCCAGGCCGAGGAUGGCAGCGAUCUUGCCAGCAUGAACGCUGCCGAGCCCCAUGAGAAGGCCUACGCGGGCGUUGCUCAGGACAAGCUCACUUGUCUUAAUGGCUAUGGUCUCAUUUUUGCCGGCUCACUAUUUCUACUUGCCCAGCUGAGCAUCUUUGGCAUUUGGAAGACUGUGCAGCGUCGCACGCGUAAAGAGCGUUAUCUUUAUCAGCAGGAGCCCACGCCCACUAUUACAUACGGUGCGCCCACAAUUCUUUACGGACCACCACCGUCCACAGCCUCGGGUGCGUCGCAUGUGAGCAGCGCCAAGGAUACGCUGAACAAACUCUAUGACAGCGGCAUCAAUGGACGCUAUGGGCAACAAUACUAGAUGUGGAUGCCAGAAUACAUAGCUCUCACAAUUAGCUGGGAAUAAUCGCAAUAUGCCUCGAAAGCUUCAAAAGAUUCGAUGAGACUUGAAAUACUUAGCACAUAUUCGCCAAGCAGCGAUCCAUGAAAAUCAUUUGAAAAUUUUAGUUUAAUUUUACGUAAUCUUAGCUUAAGCAUAAUUAAGAAUUAAUUUUACUAUCAAUUACGAACAUUUUCUUUAAAGAAAAAAAAAACCAUUCAAAUGCGCGCUUUUAAAUGCACUGGAAAAUCCCACAGCAUUUUCCAGCAUUUUAAAACUGCGCAUUGCAUAGAUAAACUGCGAAUUUAGCAAAUGAAAGUUCAUCAAAACAUUUCUAGCAAAUUUUUAAGUUUUUAGUAACAGUUUAUUUCUCUCUCUUCUAGCAAAAAUUAGGCUAAUUUUGUGUGAAGUGAAUAUACAUAUAUUUCUUGGAUGCGAGUAUCUAAAAUCUAAGUCUAAAACUGUAGCAAAUGAUGUGCAUUUAUAACUAUUAUCUAUUUUAUUUAUUUAUUUAUGAUUCGAGCUGCUUUAAUAAUAGACGCUGCCAAAAAAACAUUUCCGCAUAUUUGCCAAAUAAUUUUGUAUCAAAAUAUUUGUGUCAAAUUCAAUUGCAAUCGGUGGCGUCUUUAAAUUCUCGAAACAACUAUUUAUUUAACGUACUUACUUACUAUUAUUGACUUAACUAUUUAUUGCUAAUACAUACAUAUUUAUUGCUAAUUUAUUGCCGAACCGCAGAGAGGUGCUAAGUUUUAGGUGCUUAGUAAGGGGGCUAAACAUGCAACAUCAGCAUAAAAGGCUAACAUUUAAGUUUUUAGAUUAUACGAGACAAUGCAUUCAUAUAUGAAUCUAUUUUUUCUAAACAAAUUGUACUGAUUAAGUAAAGCAAUAAACUCUACGCAUAAUAAA
Molecule: messenger RNA, 3333 nt
Organism: Drosophila innubila
Lineage: Eukaryota; Metazoa; Arthropoda; Insecta; Diptera; Drosophilidae
Exons: 7
Coding region: 1-2409 (802 amino acids)
Source: RefSeq, a predicted model, not a curated record